Messenger RNA from Prosopis cineraria, 1615 nucleotides. RefSeq lists its product as uncharacterized. Lineage: Eukaryota; Viridiplantae; Streptophyta; Magnoliopsida; Fabales; Fabaceae. Bases 134 to 1390 code for a protein of 418 amino acids. The transcript has 6 exons. The record is from RefSeq and is a predicted model, not a curated record.
CAAACACGCUGGCGCCAAUAUAUUCAAAAAAUUUGAAAAAAAAUAGCGUAGCGUACAGCAUUUCAAUGACAACGAUUACGCUGCGUCUCUCCACUCCCCAGAACUGACCUUCGUGGACGGCGGAAGCAUCUUGAUGGAUUCAAUCCCGAGUCUUCCCCAUCGUAAUUGCCAGGAUUCCAGGGCUUCGUUCUCGCUUUCGCUCCCGUCAGAGCCUCCUGAUGUUGGAAACUGGUUCUCAAGCUAUGAGUAUAAAUCUCCCGAUCCGGAUUCAAAUGUUGAUUUCGAAUAUUCUGCUUUCAAAGGAUACGAGUCCGAAAAAGAUGAAGAGAGGGAGAAACAAGAAGUAAAUUGCCCACAAAUCAGGUUGGGAGAUGAGAUGGUUGCUGGGGAGAAGCUAUUAAUAACAAGUACUUGUUUUGUAGAGCAUAACAAAGACCAGUCUUUGGCCAAGGAUCUGGAUAUUUUCAGCUCGGACUCAGUAUUCCUUUCAGAGCCUCCUGACAUCAGAAACUGGUUCUCGAGCUAUGUUUACGAGUCUCCUAUGCUCGGGACGAGCAGCCUUUUUGAGGAAUUUGUUACAUCAAAAGAGAACGAGUGUGACGAAAAAAAUCUCAUACUUCAAGAAAAAGAUGGGCAUGAAGUCCUACGUGACAAUGUUGACACAGGAGAAUCUUUAAGACAUAAUAGCUUGUCUGAUACAAGCACGAGGGUAAAUCAGCUUUCAAGCAAGGACGAUGGCAGUGUUGAAAUGAAGGAAGGUAUUCCUUUUGCCAGUACUUUCGGCCAUUUGGAAAAGGUUCCGCAGCCAUUUACACAAGAUAGAAUGUCAAAACAUGAUGUUAAUCCAGCCAAGGGUGAGACUUUGAGCUUGAGUCAUAGAAGUGGUGGGUGUAAAGGAGAUCACGCUCUAAUGUCAAUGGACAAGAAUUGUAAGAGGCCUCCAGAUACGUUACAGAAGACUGAUAUGAAAGAAGCUAUUUCAAAAGCAAUGAUCCAACAUGAAAAUAGUGGCUCGAGUGCAACAACUUCAGCAAACGUAUUCUCAGAAUGGAAGUCAACUCGGUUGAGAGAGAAAGAGAAUGGAGAUAUGGGGUCCAUGAACGGUUUUAUGACGACGAGGAAGAGCAGAGACGGUGGAGCAAAGGACGAAAACUGUUGGAAGAAAACACGAGAGAAAUCAUCACAGGAUUCAACAAACAGGGGAAGAGAUUCUACGGCGUGCAAGAAAGAAGGCGAUAUGAAGAGAAAGGCACUUGCAGAAGUAACGAAUAUUGAAAUAUGUAAUAACAUGGAGAUUACAGGGAAAUGGAAGUGCCCUCGGAAGGGCAAAUCAAACAUCGGGCCUGCUCUGAAGCAACUUCGGCUUGAGCGAUGGGUUCAUAGAAAUUGAAAGUUUUUCAUACUAAGGUCUGGCCUCUAGCUCUGGCCGUCUGGGGAUGUUCUGAUCCAGUUAAAAAAAUUCGUAGUUAGUAACACGUCCAUUUUCAAGCAGUCAAAUGAACUGUUAAAUCUUUCUGGUGCUGCCGUAUGCUGCCUGUAGUUUACAAGCAACAUAGACAAAGUUCAUGCUAGACAAGUUGCAUUUCGGUGGUGAGAAUGAGAGCCAAACAACAAC